This is a messenger RNA of Strongylocentrotus purpuratus (purple sea urchin), 358 nucleotides long. RefSeq lists its product as uncharacterized. The record is from RefSeq and is a predicted model, not a curated record. The transcript has 3 exons. Gene Ontology annotation, cellular component: cytoplasm. NCBI's taxonomy places the organism in Eukaryota, Metazoa, Echinodermata, Echinoidea, Camarodonta, Strongylocentrotidae. Bases 5 to 358 code for a protein of 117 amino acids.
AGACAUGCUGAGAUGUAUUGAGAAUGAGAAGAAAGCAACAGAGCAAGUAAUAGCUACACUCAGAAAUGAGUUACAUGGUUUGGAGGAGACUAUGGUGUCUGAGAAGAACAAAACAAAAACGCUAGAGGAUGAGAAAGCUUUUGUAUCUGGCAAACCACACUCUGAUCCAGAAUUCAAAAGGCUCCAGAGUCAGCUGGAUGCAAGCCGUGACGAGUCGCUGGAAGGGUUGUGCCAAACAUUGCGGCAACAGCUUGAUCAGUUGCAGAGACAACAGUGGCAGCAACAACUGAGGAGGCAACAUCCUUCUGGUGCCGGAAGGGCACAGGCCAGAUUCAAAUGGGCAGCUCAGGUAUGUUAA